Molecule: messenger RNA, 1503 nt
Organism: Anopheles coluzzii
Lineage: Eukaryota; Metazoa; Arthropoda; Insecta; Diptera; Culicidae
Exons: 2
Coding region: 1-1503 (500 amino acids)
Source: RefSeq, a predicted model, not a curated record
AUGACUGCUCCGAUAAACGUUUUGUCGUCCAGAAGGACAGUUUUGCUAGCAGUAUUGGCUAAGCACGAACAAUUUUUGGCAGAAUUUGACCCGGAACGGGAUGCAAUCGAAAUCAACAUUCGCAUUGCAAAGGUCCAGAAGCUUUCCGUUGAUUUGGAAGCAAUUCAGGCCAAAUUGGAAGAUGCGGCGGCCACCGAGGAAGUGAUAAGUCACAAUGCCGCGUUACGAGACGAUUUUGGCUCGCGUUUGAUACGCCUUGAAGCCCAUUUGAAGGCUAAACGGGUGCACGCUCCGCGAUCCGCAAGCACAACACCAAACACUAACCCGUUGGCAGAUAGUGCCUCCCAGCCAGAUUUGAUGAGUAGCCGUUUUGCUAACCGGCUAGGUAUCAAAUCGGGCACGGUCGAUAUCACGCUGAUUGGUGCUGGUCAAUCGUCCACCCCGGUGCGGAAAUCGAUGCGCACCACGGUAUCAUCCAGAGCGAGCCCUUAUGCGAUUAACGUUGAGUUUUUGAUAAUCGAGAAGCUUAUUGCUGACCUGCCCGCACAUGAUGUGCCCACCAGCGGCUGGAAAUUACCGCCACAUAUCAUAUUCGCCGACCCCCAUUUCGAGAAGUCGGCACCGAUCGACAUUAUUCUCGGUGCCCGGCACUAUCACACGUUCUUUGUAAGCGGGGCGCAAUAUAAAAUGUCAUCGAAUCUACCAGUCCUGAUGGAGAGCGUAUUUGGCUGGGUCGUGAGUGGAUCAGCAUCUACCUCUCAGCCAGCAACAUCCAAUACUUUUCACACUUCAUCCGUGGUGUGUAUGGUUUCACUAGAAGAAUCAAUAGAGCGUUUCUGGAAAGUAGAAGAACUACAGGUUAACGAUGGCUAUUCUCCUGAGGAUCGCAAAUGUGAGCAAUUUUACAAGGAUACAACACAGCGAGAUGAAGCUGGUCGUUAUAUGGUAUGCUUACCUAAACAAGCAGACUUCGAUGUUAAGCUUGGCCUUUCGAAGGCAGCAGCAUUAAGGCGGUUUAGUUUGUUAGAAAGGAGGUUUGAACGAGAUGCAAACGUAAAAGCGGCGUACCAUGAUUUCAUGCGUGAGUAUCUGGAGCUUGGGCACAUGUCACGCAUAAAAAAUCCCUCCGACGACGAACCCGCGUAUUAUCUGCCUCACCAUCCCGUGUUCAAAGCCGCUAGCUCCACAACAAAGGUUCGCGUGGUAUUUGAUGGUUCAGCUAAGACGUCCACCGGCUUUUCGCUAAACGAGGCGUUAUGCGUCGGCCCUGUCGUGCAGGACGAUCUGCUCGACAUAAUUUUGCGCUUCCGCACAUAUAAGGUAGCCGUUGUUGGAGAUAUUGCGAAAAUGUAUCGACAAGUAUUGCUCCAUCCUAUCGACCGGAAAUUUGUACGCAUUUGCUUUCGAUUUUCGCCUCACUCGCCAAUCGAAUAUUUUGAGCUGAAUACGGUUACUUAUGGCUUAGCCCCCUCAUCAUUCUUGGCAACCAGAACAUUGCUGUAG